Messenger RNA from Heterobilharzia americana, 4586 nucleotides. The record is from the annotation of a GenBank genome assembly. NCBI's taxonomy places the organism in Eukaryota, Metazoa, Platyhelminthes, Trematoda, Strigeidida, Schistosomatidae.
CACAUAGUUGACCUUCAAGAGCAAACAGCUGAUCCCAGCUCCUUUACGCUUGAGCGGCUUAGUGUCCUCAUCGUGGGACGGGUUACUUUGGAUCUUCCUGGUCCUUGUUAUCAGUAGGAAGUAUCUUCCUGCGUCCUUUUAAUACUUUCAGAAGUUUUGUCAUGCACAAUGGGCGCCGUAAUUUCAGACCAGAUCCUGAGGCUACUAUGGCUGAUACCAUUCGGGUAGUAGCUUGCAAACAGAACCAGGACCUCCAGAUUACUUUCGCCAAUGAUUAUGCGUGUUCAGACAGACCAAGGUCUGGUGGUAGUAAGAUGGCAUAUUCCACAUCGGGCCCGACAUUGCGUGAACCCAAUUGUCACCGGAAGCAGCACCAGUCAGUCAAUGUAGUCCACAGAGGAGCUCGUCCCAAUAAAAACUAUGGGAAUGAUGGGUUUUCAAUGUCACACACUAUUGACUCACAUAUUCCGAACAGUUAUGGUUCAGCCAGUAAGCGUCUACUUAAUACAAAAUCAGACUUAGACCAUCAAAGUAGUCGUCAUUCUGCACAUGGUAUGCAUUUCACACACUAUCAACAAGAUCAGUACAACCGUGACUUGAUGACUCAGUACGAAAUCGACCGAGCUCUGUUUCUCGCCAAUCCACCUCCAUCAGUCCUGGCUAGCCGUAAUCGUGAGAAUAGAUUAAAUGAUAAUCGACGAGUGGAUGUAAAGAACCCUUCCAUAAAACAAACAGUAUAUAAUGGAUCACGCGCAGAUCAUGCAGUAGUUAAUCGCACGCCUUUGGACCACCAGCGUAUGGAUAGUUCAUUUCGUAGAUCUUUCCUGUCAAAAUCUACCAAAGAACGGACACCAUAUAAUUUGGAAUACGAAAAUGAUGGUAGCGAAAGAUUUUCAAAUAGUUAUCGUGGAUUUAUGCGCCCAUUUCGUUCGCAAUUUCAAAAUGGUUUUCAUCGUGGACGGGGUUCAAGACAGCAUUGGGGGCAUGAUGAUAGGUUCGAGAAUUAUCACCACAAUAUAGGAGUUCGUGGACAAAACUCUCCUCACAAUGGCGACACCAAAACUCGUCAAUAUUCCGGUGACGAAUAUAUCGAUGAUUUAACCCCAGAAGAUAUUGCCAAGUAUAAAUUAGAGAUUAAUAUGGAUAAUUUCAUUGUUGAUCGCCCAAUUCUAUCUGAUCCAAUAUUGUCUGUACCACUGUCUAAAUGGCAAUCAGAUGAUCUAUUGUUAUUAUUCUCAGCUUCGUCAAAAGUCUCUUCUAAUCGUCAUCGCUUUAUUGAUGAAUUUCAGAAACAACAACAUUGUGCACACAAUCAACAAUAUCAUCAUCAUUAUCACAAUAAUCGUAAUCAAUAUCGCAAUCAAAACCAAAGGAAUCAUCCCAAUUUUCAUCAUACACCACUACAAUCAUCUAGGAGGGAGCCAAUUCGCUCAAAUCAGAGGAUUCACGGUUCUAAUUCAUCUUCGUAUAAUCAUAGUAAUUAUAAGGCUUCUAAACAGCAUCUAGCUAAACAGAAAAACCAUUCUGGGAAUCUUAAAAUGAGUAAGGAGAACUCUACUGACGACAAUAACAACAGUUCAGAAAAUCAAGUAAACGAUGAUUUUUCUAGAUGCGAUGAAGCUAUAGAAAACUCAACGUAUUACGAGCAGGACAUAAAUUGUGGAGUUUUCGACAUAAAUUGUCAUGAAAGAGCGAGGUCUUUCCUUACUCUGGGUAUUUAUGAUAAUGAAAUUUCCCAGAAUGAUGGCUACACAUAUUCUACAUCGGAAAUAAGCAUGCACGGAUUAUACCGCUGUCACUCACUUCCUUCACUACGAAAUUCCGAGAAGAACUACCAACCAUUAUCGUUUGAAGACUGUACGACACCAACGACUAGUGUGAACGCUAAUGGGGUCACACACUUAUCGACAAAAAUGAGUCAAAUUAACGUUAUCGAAGAAACGCCAGAUGUAAAGUUUGAAAACUCUGAUUCAUUGAGUGCGGAUAACUGCAACAAUAUAGCGGCAGAGGAAGCCAUGAAACUCAAAGAUACACAGUAACAACUGUUGACAAGUACUUCACACAAGUACAGAAAAUUAUUUUCGGCAUAGAAACGCCUACUUUACUUUCAAGCUGUGUAACGUUCUCUCCUACUUUUUUUCUUUAGAUUCAUUUUGUACUUGAGCAAUCAAAAUUACUGCAUAUUUUCUUUUUGAACACGCAAUUAUUUGAUUAUGAUGUGAUAGUUUUUCAUGAACAAAUAAGAAGUAUCAGGUAAUAAGUUUCUCUAUUUUAUUGGCUUUCAAGUCUGUACAUAAAAAUUUAAAGAUAAUAAGACCGAAAAAUAACGGCGAUGACAGUAACAGAAUCCGUUUUUCGGUGGUCAGAAAGAGAUGGAAAACUAAAAGUCAAUGUAUGCAAUAGUCAUAAACAUGAGUGUUAUUUGUCUGCAAACAAAUAUCCAGAUGGUGGAGCAACCAGUCAACGGUUCAGUUGUAGUAGAGCAUUACAUCCUCAUACUCCUUUUUUAGCUGAGUGAUGCAUCAAGAGUUGGUGUACAUUUGACCACAGUCAAAACACAACAUACGUCGCUCUAGUUCACUGGAUAACCCGUUCAAUUUUUUUUUUGUUGGGUGGCUUUUUUAGGUUUACACUCAUCACCAUGAAUGCUUUUCACUUUUUUUUAUUGAAAUUUUCCUUUUUAUAAUAAAAUACCUUCCCAACAUGUACAUAUUUACUACGGGCUAGGUGAACGAGCGUAACACACACACACACACAGACAAAGUUCAAGUCAAAUGAAAGCCAACAUUCUAAUGAACAGUCACAGCUAAAAUAAAAAGCAUGACGAGUAAUGCUCUCUAACUAAACCGAUGAAAAAUUGCAACACAUCAGAAAAGAUGAACGCACCAAGAUAACACAGACAUAUAUACAUUGCACAGACUGAAAAUUAGUUAUUAGUUAUGCAAUAAAUGCUUCAGAAGGUAUUUGGCCAGCUGCGCUCAUAAUUUCAAAGGCAUUAAAUGCAGCAUUGGCGUCCCAUUGGAAUUCUUCUAAGCACUUUUUUGAAUAAGGAAUGUUCAUGCCAGUACGUUGACUGAAUUCAGUUACUAUAGCUUCGUUAACGUCAGGAGUAGAUACACUAGGUGCCAGUAAUUGCUGUUCGGGAACUUCAUUUGGUUGUCUGGAUUUAGCAGCCAUUUCAGUAAUAUAUUUCUGGAUUGAAAAAAAUGUUAGCGAAAUGAUAGCACUCAAUUAUUCGUAACGGUAGUAGUAACGAAAAUGUACAUAUCAAAUAUGCUUACAACAAUGAUGAAGCUACUGAUCGUAAAAUACGCACUGAUUAACACAGAAGCUGAAUUUAAUUAUUCCACUCAGUGUGUAGGUCGGUGCUUACACUCUCUACAUGCUCAUGACGCUGAAUACGAUUUCAAAAUCAAUCUUAUUUCUCUUAAAGAGUUCAAUUUGAUUUCCUUUAUGAUGACGUUAACUGUGUGGUAUUUGAUCAUGGAUGUUCUAUUAGGCGCAUGUGAGAUAUCCGACUAUGAGAAAUGGCCUCUGGAAAAGAUAUUAGGCGAUUACUUUUUUUUGACCACAGAUGUCGUCAUAGCAUUUUUUGAAAGUGGUGGUCAUGGGCUUGAAUCCCGCCCUAUCUACCGAGGUUUGGGCAACCAAGUAGCACCAUUUUCUCUCACAUAUUAGGUGUGCCUUAUUGCACGAAUGUGCACAAUGUGAUUGAGUUUCGUUUCGUAUGUGAGCAAUGUUGAGGUUAGGCAAAGAAUAUAAGCAAGUCAGCUGAUGUUGUCAACCUUCACCGAAGAGGUCCUAGAGAUUUGUUGCUAAUGCCAAAGUUGAAUGUUAGCCGAAAGUUUGGAAAUAUUCACUAAGCAACGCUGAUUUAUUCUCUCUUCACGUAAACACUUUUGUGUACCUUACAUUUUACUUAUUCUUUGGGUGCUGCUGUGAAGUGACUUCAUGUUGUUUUGUUUGUCUGCCAUAUUUUCCUGUGUCAUUUGUGAUAUUUAAAGCCAAAAAAAUGAACAAGAGACAUGAAUCUUUCAGAAAAAUACCAUCUAAAUAUCUCGCUUAUGGAUUUAUUAUCGUGAUACAAAUUCAGUGAAGUGAUAAAUAUACAUACAUCUCAUCCACAUUUUCGUUGAAUACUGUGAUCAUCCUAAGUGAUCCACGUUUUCAGGCUCAUCAAAGAAAAUUUAUUUUUCACAAUGUUCAUAAUCAUGAAAAUGAAGCUUCCCUAGCGCUCAGGUUCUCAUCAAGUACCAUGAAUUUUCCAUUCGUUGACACUUGAAUUUUUCCCACGACUGUGUCAACAACCUGAAAUCAACUUUAGCUACUAGCUUUGUAAUUUACAGUCAUGAUUUGAGUUUACAGAAUGGCAUCCCUGGUAUGAUGAAACCGCAUUUCAAGAUACAUUUUGAACUUCAAUCAAUCCAGUAAGUAAUACUGUUCCUUUAAGUCAGCCUUCCUACCUGACCCCCUUUUUAUUUUCUCACCCCUUAUCUUCAUGAGUUUUUAUAUAAAUACCUAUGACAAGUACGUGUGUGAUCAGAUAGUUCGAAAUGUGUUGCGCAAAUACAUUACACGGUUCAGAC